This is a messenger RNA of Talpa occidentalis (Iberian mole), 2635 nucleotides long. It is a transcript of the gene APBB1IP, whose product is annotated as amyloid beta precursor protein binding family B member 1 interacting protein. Gene Ontology annotation, cellular component: cytosol; plasma membrane. Lineage: Eukaryota; Metazoa; Chordata; Mammalia; Eulipotyphla; Talpidae. Gene Ontology annotation, biological process: signal transduction. The record is from RefSeq and is a predicted model, not a curated record.
UCGGGUUUUCUGGCCUUUGUGGAGCCAUCACCUAGCCCCAAGUCCCUUGGUCACGAAUAUAUCCCGGUGGCAAAGAAUCCUCGAGUGGAAUCUCCCCAAAGGGGCAAGGUCCCGAGUCCCGGACCAGCCCAGCGCACCCCAUCUCCUGCCCGGCAGGUGUCCCACGCCGAUUGCUUCCCCGCCGGGUUCGCCUGCGUCCCCGCCAAGCAGUCAAGAUGGGUGAGUCAAAUGAAGAUAUAGACCAAAUGUUCAGCAAUUUGCUGGGAGAGAUGGAUCUUCUGACCCAGAGUUUAGGAGUUGACACUCUUCCUCCUCCGGACCCUAAACCAGCCAGAGCUGAAUGUAACUACAGUGUGGGUUUUAAGGAUUUAAAUGAGUCCUUAAAUGCACUGGAAGAUCAAGAUUUAGAUGCUCUCAUGGCAGAGCUGGUAGCAGACAUAAGUGAAGCUGAGCAGAGGACAAUAGAGGCACAGAAAAAAUCCUCUCAGAAUCAACAUCCUUCGGCAUCUCUGGAGGUACCAACUUACAGUGGCACAGCAUCUUUUGGCUCUGGAACAAAUGUUGCUGCAAUUAGUAUCAGCCAAUAUGAAGAUGAUUUACCACCUCCACCAGAUGAUCCUGUAUUAGACCUUCCUCUGCCACCGCCACCCCCGGAGCCUCUUUCUCAAGAAGAAGAGGCAGCUCAAGCCAAGGCUAAUAAAAUUAAGCUAGCAUUGGAAAAACUGAAGGAGGCCAAGGUGAAGAAGCUGGUCGUCAAGGUGCACAUGAAUGACAGCAGCACAAAGUCCCUGAUGGUGGAUGAGCGGCAGUUGGCCCGAGAUGUUCUCGACAACCUUUUUGAAAAGACCCACUGUGACUGCAAUGUAGACUGGUGUCUUUAUGAAAUUUACCCAGAACUACAAAUUGAAAGGUUUUUUGAAGAUCAUGAAAAUGUUGUGGAAGUCUUAUCAGACUGGACAAGAGACACAGAAAAUAAAGUGCUAUUUUUGGAGAAAGAGGAAAAAUACUCUGUAUUUAAAAACCCCCAGAAUUUUUACUUGGAUAACAAAGGAAAAAAAGAAAGCAAAGAAGCAAAUGAGAAAAUGAAUGCUAAAAACAAAGAAUCCUUACUUGAGGAAUGUUUCUGUGGGACAUCCGUCAUUGUACCGGAACUUGAAGGAGCUCUUUAUCUGAAAGAAGAUGGAAAGAAAUCUUGGAAAAGGCGUUAUUUUCUUCUCAGGGCUUCUGGAAUUUAUUAUGUGCCCAAAGGAAAGACUAAGACUUCUCGAGAUCUGGCAUGUUUUAUACAGUUUGAAAAUGUCAACAUUUACUAUGCGAUUCAGUGCAAAAUGAAAUAUAAAGCACCCACUGACUUCUGCUUUGUUUUAAAGCAUCCCCAAAUUCAGAAGGAGUCCCAGUAUAUCAAGUAUCUCUGCUGUGAUGACGCAAGAACUCUAAACCAGUGGAUUGCAGGAAUUAGGAUUGCCAAGUAUGGAAAGACCCUCUAUGACAACUACCAGCGGGCAGUGGCGAAGGCCGGACUCUCUGCGCGCUGGACAAACCUGGGCACCGGCAACGCAGCUCCACCAGCUCCAUCUCCUGCAGGGCUUAAAACUGGCACCACCCAGGCCAAUGGUCAGAUUCCCCAGGCCAUGAGUUCUGUGAAUGCUGUCCUGCAGGAGACCCAGAAACAAGUGGAAACAACCAAGGACAAGAAGCCCGCCCUUGGAAACGACAGCCCAGGCGCGCAGGGCGCCCGCCACCCUCCCAAGUCCAGCCUGCCACCACCUCCUCCCGUGCGCCGGUCUUCAGACGUGGGGGGCGGCCCGGGGACCCCCGCCCAGCCCCGGGGCGCCGGUGGCUUCCCUCCCCCGCCCGACGACGUCCUGCCACCACCCCCCCCGCCCCCGCUGGAGGAGGACGAGCUCCCCCCACCGCCCCCCUAUUUUAACGAUGAGCCCCCGGACUUCGUGCCCCCGCCACCGCCGACUUGUGCCGGGGAUGUGGGGUCUGCAUUACCACCUCCUCCGCCGCCCCCGCCUGCCCUGGACCCCACGUCCUCAAAAACGCCCCCCAUUGUGGCCAAAAGGCCUCCUGUUCCGCCAAAGAGGCAAGAGAACCCGGGGCCCCCCGGCGGGGAGCAGGAUUUCAUGUCAGAUCUCAUGAAAGCUUUGCAGAAGAAGAGAGGCAACAUGCCCUAGCUGGGUGACAGCGGCCCUUGUGUGUUAGGUGUCAUUUGUAACCUCAAGCAAUGCUGCUGUUUCGGUGGCAUCAUCUUCAUUUUAGGCAGAAUAAUAUUGGGGUUCGGACAAGACGCAGUGUAAGUCUCACAAUGGGGGUGCACAUUCAUCAUCUCACCAAGCAGGAUUUCGAAUGCCUGCCUGUAUGUACAUCUUUGCUGUGGAUUCAUCUCUUUCCAAGUCAACCACAUGACGUCUUGUGUUCCUUUAUAUUAAGAUGCUGCGGCAGCAAAUAAACGUUUUUAAAAGAUUUUCUGUAGAUAAUAUUUCUGAAAAUAUCAGUGUCUGAAUCUAGAGCAACAGCAACACUAUCCUGACAUACUUGAGUUUUUAAAAAGCCCGUGCCUUCUAAAGUUUUCUUGAUUUUACACAUUUUCCACCAUUCCCUCCAUGACCUUCAGAAGCUUUCAGAAAAA